AAUUUAUAUUCAAUUAAUGAUCAAUCUUUUUUUUUCUUAAUAGUAUGUUUUUUCUUGGGCUAAGUUGGCCUAAUUACGUGUGUAUAGAACAGAAGGUUUUCUCUGCUCGUCUUCCUUCGAUCUUCGUCACCGCGAAAGCAAGAGGGAUCACCCUGAACUGUUGGUUGAGCAAAUUACCGAAAAGGGGGAACUAACUGUGAGCAGAGAAAAUGUCUUUGGCCAAUGGAUUGAAGUCAUGUGCAAAGCUGCUGAAGUCUUCAGAACCAUUGUUGGAGAAAUCAGCUAAACGAGGGUUUCACUCAACUGGUGUGAAGAGAAUGGGAGGACAUGCUCACGGACACGAUGAACCUUAUUAUUUGCACGCAAAGCAUAUGUACAAUUUGGAUAGGAUGAAAAAUCAAAAGUUGACCAUGACGCUUGGAGUAUUAACUGCAUUCAGUAUUGGCGUGGCUGUUCCGAUCUAUGCAGUCGUCUUUCAGCAGAAGAAGACAGCCUCUGGAUGAUUGACCAAACGAAUGUGUGCGCCAUUUUAGCACGACAAGAAGAAGAUACGUCGCACCUCGGUUAGUUUCUUAACCUUGUAUAAACCCCCAUUUCAAAAUGCACAGAAACUUGGAAUGUGGAUUCUGAUUUUGGCAAUAAGUCUUUUCAUUAACAUCCCAUAAUUCGACAUUUUUGCUCCGUUUUGUUUCACAUUAAGAUAUUUAAUUGUUUAAAUAUUAUCCCUCCCUGCAUCUGCUUUUAGUUUGUUUCAACAAAUUUUCUGUGCCAAUGAA
Cucumis sativus (cucumber) is the source of this 776-nucleotide messenger RNA. RefSeq lists its product as uncharacterized. Lineage: Eukaryota; Viridiplantae; Streptophyta; Magnoliopsida; Cucurbitales; Cucurbitaceae. The record is from RefSeq and is a predicted model, not a curated record. The transcript is spliced from 3 exons. The coding region runs from base 210 to 503 and encodes 97 amino acids.